AGCAGAGCAGAGACACAAAGUCAUAUUAUUUUUUUUCCGUCACUCCUUUUCCUUUUAGAAACCCUCCUUUCUUCCACAGCUACUAUUUGACUUUGCGAGUUAAGUCCGGUAAGAGGCGCUGGUCAGCCGCUGCGCUCACACCAAACCUCCCCUGCUUUUUACUGCAUUUUGUCUCUUCGGUGUUAGCUAGCUAACGUUCCCCGGCGGCAGUACAUCUGUCCCUGCAUCCACACGCCGACAUGCCGGAGUACCUGGACGACCCGUCUUCUCUCACCAAGGACAAGCUGAAGAACGAGCUGCUGGCCCACAACGUGGAGCUACCGAGCGGGAACCCGACUAAGGACGUGUACGUGCAGCUGUAUCUGAAGAACCUGACCCCGCAGAACAAGCAGCGUGUGACGGCCGCCACUCUGGACGCCUUCUCCAGCGACGAGGAGCUACCGACGCCCGUGGUCACCAACAGAAGUCGGUCCUCCGGCAGAAAAGCCACCAGGAAGACGGACAAGACUCUGCCUGAUGAGCUGGAUGUGACCCUGCUGAGCGACGGGGGACUGAGAGACGAGCUGCUCAAACACGGAGUGGACGUGGGACCCAUUGUUGCAUCCACCAGGAAGCUGUACGAGAAGAAACUGCAGAAGCUGCUUGACGAUGGUCCCGCACAGCCAGCGGCAACACAGCUGGUCAUCACGGAGAUCCAAGUCAACCACAACGGCAACUCUGAAUCCGACCUUUACAGCGACAAGGAGGAUGAGGUGACACCAGAACCAGAACCUGAACCAGUUCCAGUGGUGGAAAGGCUGGUGAGGAGCAGAGGAAAGACUCCCGUCACCACCCGCACCCGCAGCAGUCAGCACAACAAGGUGGAGAAGAUCGCAGCCAGUGACCAACCCCCAAAGGUGGAGGAGAGCGAUGUUCUGAAAGAGCUGUUCACCAACGACAUCAGCAGUCCAACAGGCAUCAACGCAACUUGUCGACGACCAAUCCGAGGUGCCGCCGGCCGCCCGCUGAAAUCCAGCGACCUCUGGAAUGACGAGAACUCCUACUUCUCUCCCAAAACCACCAGGACCAGCAGCAACUCCUGCACCUACACCGAGAACCGCACCGUCAACAGAGUCAGCAGCCUUCCCCUCUCCUCUGCCCCCCCUUCCUCCUCCUCCUCCACUACCUCGUCCUCCGUCUCCUCUUAUUCCACCUCCUCCAGGCUCCUGUCCGCAGCGCCCCCCGCUGGUCAGAGCAAAGCAGCACGCCGCGGCAUGUCUCUGUGGAUAAAGCUGUUCCUGCUGGCCAUUGUGGCUGCGUUCCUCUUCCUGGUGUACCAAGCCAUGGAGACCAACACCAACAGCCCGUUUGAAGGCCAGGGCACAGAAGUGUCUGCUGGGAGCACAGCAUAGAGAGUCCAGGAAGUGAUGUAAGAGGAGGAGGGGGCGGGGGGAGUAGAAGCCUGCCCAACUUCUACUUUUUCCAUCUUUUUUUUUUUUUUUUUUUUUUUUAAGUGUGAAUCUACAUUGUAGCCUUUUCGUUGCCGUGGCGAUGUGAAAUCAUGGCCCUUGUUUUUUCCUCUUCUUCUUUACCUUUUAAUACCAAAUCAUUUUUUUCUGUGAAUCCAUAAAGAGAAGUGAUGUUAGCUGCUUCAAGUGACACUUCAAGGAUCUCCAUCACACGUUGUGAAAAGGACAAAUAACCGCCUCUGCUGUUGUUGUUAUGGUCCAAUCCUUGACCUUUGACCUCACAGUUGGUAAAAGUUACAGCAAAAAAGCCAAACACUAAUCA
Scomber japonicus (chub mackerel) is the source of this 1770-nucleotide messenger RNA. RefSeq names its product thymopoietin a (gene tmpoa). Lineage: Eukaryota; Metazoa; Chordata; Actinopteri; Scombriformes; Scombridae. The transcript has 6 exons. The record is from RefSeq and is a predicted model, not a curated record. Bases 240 to 1391 code for a protein of 383 amino acids. Gene Ontology annotation, molecular function: DNA binding.